Oppiella nova is the source of this 1107-nucleotide messenger RNA. The record is from the annotation of a GenBank genome assembly. NCBI's taxonomy places the organism in Eukaryota, Metazoa, Arthropoda, Arachnida, Sarcoptiformes, Oppiidae.
UUUCUGAAUCUGAAGUCACAACUGAAAUCCAAAUCCGCGUUUAAGAGAUAUAUGCAAAUAACCGACACCAGUUUCGCUUGUCCAUUGGUAGAAACUUUGGUGCCGUAUCAUGUGAAGCUUCUCAAAUGUCAUUUCGACAAUAACUGCAAAAUUGAUGAAAUCACACGAAAAUUUUGCUCAAAGUGUCGAUUAGAUAAAUGCCUGGCCGUCGGAAUGAGAAGGGAGUGGAUAUUGACUGAAGAGGAACGGGAGAUCAAAAGACUUAAGAUAUUAGAAAACAAAAAGAAAAAGGAAAAGAAACACAGUUUUAAUAGUAAUGAUGAAAGUCCUGAUUCAUUGAUAGACUCAUCACCGGAAACAUCGCACGGAAACCACAUCUCAAACACCAAUAAUAACACAAAUAAUGAUAUUUUAUGCGAAAUACUCGAUGACAACAAUUUCAGUGCCGAUGCUCUCAACCAACAGAUUAUGGAAAUAGAGAGAACUGUUUCAAAAGAUUUCAUUCAUAAUAUUGUAGAUAAUUGUUUUGAUAACACGAUAAAUGACCAGCAAAUUGGUGUAUAUAAUAAUAAUUGUAAUGAAAUUAAUUCACAAUCCGGUUAUGUGUCAAACGAGACGAUCGAAAAGGCCGUAGAAGAUGAAGACAUGCACUCAGCUUCUGGGGGCUCCUCCGUAGAGUUUAGUGUUUCGGUGAUACCUAUCGCGAGGCCUCUAAAUGAAUGCAACACUCGUUUCAAUGAAAUGGAAAUUUAUUUACUGAAAGAGAUGAAGACAUGCACUCAGCUUCUGGGGGCUCCGAUGAGCACUAACACUAAAUUCUUGGACACUAUGUAUGAUAUUCAUCAGUCAUUUACCACCAAAUAUGACACUUCCAUAAGAGAUCAGACAAAAGCUGUCAAAUGGUUGUCCGCAUUCAGAAAUAUUUGUUGUGAGGACCAGAUCUCACUACUGAAGUACGGGUGCUUUGACAUCAUAUUCUUGAGGUCUAUCUUGUAUUUUGAUUACACGAAUAAUACCCUCAAAGUUCCCAUGAGAGGCUCAGAGGAAGAUUAUAAUGGAAGAAACGCCGAAAACUUUGAUUCCACCACUUCUGGAGGAGGUCUUUGA